Leptinotarsa decemlineata (Colorado potato beetle) is the source of this 3542-nucleotide messenger RNA. RefSeq lists its product as uncharacterized. Gene Ontology annotation, molecular function: zinc ion binding; RNA polymerase II cis-regulatory region sequence-specific DNA binding; DNA-binding transcription activator activity, RNA polymerase II-specific. NCBI's taxonomy places the organism in Eukaryota, Metazoa, Arthropoda, Insecta, Coleoptera, Chrysomelidae. The record is from RefSeq and is a predicted model, not a curated record. Gene Ontology annotation, cellular component: nucleus. Gene Ontology annotation, biological process: regulation of transcription by RNA polymerase II.
CUUUGUACGGAUUGUUUGGGUAAUGACGAUUUCAUGUGCUGCUUUCAACUGUACAGUUAGGUACAAAGAAAAGAAAAGUGGUGUAUCAUUUCAUAGAUUCCCAAAAGACAAAACUAUUAGAAGAAAGUGGGUAGCUGCUUUAAGAAGAAAAAAUUACAUACCAUCAAAUUAUGCUACCGUUUGUAGCAAUCACUUUAGAGAUGAAGACUAUUAUUUAAGUGGUAAAGGAACCAAACUUUUGAAAAAAGGAGUAGUUCCAUCAGUUUUCAAUUUUCACGAGGAUUCCGAACAUCUGAAAUGUGGCCCAAAAAAAAUAUUAGCAAGCAAUUUUAUUUUCAAAGAAAAUACUCCCUGUUCUUCUCAAGCAGUAUAUAUUAAUAAGGAACUACAAGGAGUCAAUGUUUCCAAUAUACCAACAGAAGUUCCAAAAGAAUCCACUGUAUUUGAAAGGGAUUGUACUCCAAACAAAUUCAUUAUCAGGAAGAGGUUUCCAUCAAAUUUGAACAUCGCCCAGUUAUGGUGUGAAUCCCUUCAACUGGAAGUGGACAAUUUGAGAAAAUGCCUAAUCUGUUCAGAUCAUUUUUCACCUGACGAUGUUUAUAAAUUAGGUUCUAAAAAUUUUAUCAGAAAAGGUGCUAUCCCAUGUUUGAGGGUUCAGGAUCCAGUACCUUCUGCAAAUGGAAAGGUGAUGAAAAGGUCUAUGGAUUCGAAGCCUUUAGACCAAACCAAAUUAAUUCAUGAUGUAGAAGAGAGUCAACAGCAGUUUGUCAAAUCAAGUUCUGCAAACCCUAGACUCAUUCAUGUUUUACCAACACAAGAUCCACGAAGUGCAAAACUAUUGGAAGAAUCUUCAGAUGCACUGGUGUCCUCACAAGGUGCCCAUCAGACUUUUGUCAUUCCUUCAACUGCAGACAAUCCUGUGACGACUCCUAUCAUCAUUAUUCCACAGGUUUCAGGAGCUAUUUCCAGUGAUACAUUGGUGCUACCACAAAAUUUUGGAAAAAAUAAUUUAAUAUUGACUCCGCUGAGUUCGGUUGCUUCAAAUUCAAAUCAACAAGCAAGUAUUCAGCAAUUUGGAAUUGGUACCACCUCUCAACUUGUUAAAUUAGCAUCUGCUACCACUACACCAGUUCGGUAUGUUGAUACAAGCAUGCUGGGUCAACUUGAUAAUUCAUAUACCGAUAGUGUUAGUAAUAAUAUUUCAGAGAAGACCAAUAAAGGAAUGGAAAUGAGGUGUCGCACAUGCUUGCAUCCUGUCCCGAAUCAUCUAGAACAAGCUUCCAUGUCAAUGACCUGCUUUGAAGGGAAAUCUGUUAAAGAAAGUUUAGUGCAGCUUUUACCUAAGAUGACUUCUUCCCUUGUUGAUGACCAUUUUGUUUGUGCCAAUUGUUUUAUAUCAUUGAGAAAUGCUUUGGGAUUUGUGAAGAAAUGUUUAGAAACUGAAAGUGUGAUAGCAGAGGAAUUGAAAAUUAAUUCUGGAAACGAUUCUUUGGAAAAGGAUGUGAAGCAGCAAUUCACAAAUACUGAACUACUUCUAUCUGAUACAACAAUCAAUGAAAGAAAUGAAUUUCAAGACAACGAAUAUGAAAUUGAAGAAGAUAUCAAUUUUGAUGAAGAUAUCAGCUUUGAUGAAAAAGAGGAAGAUGAUGAUGAUGAUGACCAUGAAGAAGAAGACUCGUCAUUUGAGUGUGAUAUUGAUGUGGAGGAGCAUGAUUAUGUUUUGAAUGGUAUUACUAAUUUGAUAAAGGCAAAUGAAGGAAAUAAAUACAAAAAAUUCGACAAAAAACAAUCAGAUCUCUGCAACAAUGUAAUAAAGUAUUUGAAGUUUUUACCUUUGGAAUAUGCUAAAGUUGGUGACCAUGAUAGAAUUGUAUCUAUUCCAAAUUUGGAACCCGAAUUUGUGUACAGUCUGCAAAAGAAUAAAAUCAACUUUUUACAGAAUUGUGCCAAAUUCGAUGAGAAUGUAUUCAAAAACAAACGUGUGCUUUUGAUUGGCAGCCACACGAAAAUAAAGUGCCUCUUGUGUGAAGAACAUUUCAAUACAGAAGAAGAAAUGCGAGUCCAUAUAUCAGAUGUUCAUGGAUUUACCCGAGCUUUUAUUUUGGACACUCAUUAUUAUCAGUACUUGCCUGGCUCUUCUAUUUAUUGUGAAGCAUGCGGAAAAAACUGCAGGACAGUAGCAAGUAAAAAAGUUCAUUUGAAGAAUUGUUAUGUACUUCCUUGUCCAUACUGCGAUAAAAUGUUUGCUCCAUUUCAAAUGCGGAAACAUACUUUAGAACAACAUAAUGAUCCAAAACCCUUCAAAUGUUUUUACUGCAAACAAGAGAAAAACAGCUUCAUGAGUUUCAAGUCUCAUUUAUGUGAAAUUCUUAACUGCGAAACAUGUGGUAAAGAUUUCGAAAAUAAGAAUAGUUUGAGAAUUCACAAGAAAAAAUGUUGUCCAGAAGAUGUUACCACCAAAAGAUGUAGUGAGUGUAAAUUGAGGUUCAGCUUGAGUUCUUUUCAAAGCCACGUGAAAACUCAUGAAUUUCCAUGCUCAAUUUGUGGAAAAAUAAUGCCCAAUAGAAGGGUACUGUAUAAGCAUGAAUACCAUCAUAGCGUGAAAAAAGGUUCACUGUGUCCUUUCUGUGGGAAACUUGUCUCAUAUUUACCCAAACAUAUAAAAAUGCAUAAAGAUGAGCAGCUACAAGGUUUCACGUGCUCUCUGUGUUCCAAGACAUUUAUAAGCAAGUCUAAUCUUAAUAGACAUGUAAAACUGUAUCAUAUGACCACCAGAAUUGUUUGUGAAAAGUGUGGCAAAAUAUUCUCCGAAUAUUAUUUAGAAAAUCAUUAUAAAUCAGAACAUCCAAAUGAAAAAGUAUUCAAAUGCGCAAAAUGCGAAUCUAGUUUCACAAUGAUAGCUUAUCUCAAGCAGCAUGCUAAAUCUCAUGCCAUUGAGGUGAAGAAAGAACAUGACAUGAAUAAAAAAAAUGAAAAGCCAAAACGGAACAGAGAAUUUCGGUCGAAAGAGAGAAGAGUAUAUCGUCAUACAGACCUUUUCAAGAAAGUUAAAUCGAAAAUGAAAGGACUUGAUGCACCAAUAACAUGCAAACAUUGUUUGAAGACACUGAAAGACUUAUAUCAAUAUAGGAAUCAUCUUGAAACACAUGUGGCUUUGUAUCGCUUCAAAUGCAGAUUUUGUGAAAUGACCUAUUCUUCAGCUAGAAAUAAAGAUAGACAUGAAAAAUUACACGAGGACCCAAACUAUAAGUUCAGAUGUGGUGAAUGUUGGAAAGUGAUGAAGAGUCAAGAGGAAUUAGAUGAUCAUAUGGAACAUCAUGCUUCGAAACCAAAGAGGUAUCAAUGUGGUGAUUGCUUUGAGUUAUUUAGUCGGGAAUAUCAGCUUAGGUCUCAUAUAGUAAAUAAGCAUACUGUAGAAGGCGAAGUCGAGGAAGCCAAGGAAGAUGUAAUCAUAGAUGCCUUGAUGGAUUUUGCUGUGUGAAUCAAUCAUUCAUCUGUUGUAAAAUUUAUUCGUCUACAUUCAAUAAAUUAAUUUUCUGUAA